GCUGCUUGUCACUGCAGCAGCAGGUUUCAGGAAGCGGAAGCGGGAAUGUUGGAGAGUUUAUUAGAAAAGUUUGGCCAGUUUUGACACUUUGGGAUUUGAGGCGCAAACUGCGGAGAAACAUGACGGUGUAUGUUACCUGUUGCUGAUAUUGCUGUCGAGUAGUCAGUCUUUGACUGACCACAACCAAUCAGAUAUGGAGAGUGGAACUCUGGCAGUGGAGGCCACUGCUGGUCAAGAUCCCAGAAUGAGGCGUCAGGCCUGGGCGCAGACCAGAGAGUCCCUGUGGAAAGAAUCAAAUCCAGAACACCGCUUUGGCCCCCAGGAGCCCCAGCAGAGCCAAAGUAAUGGGAAGACACAGAGACAGGCAGAAGAACAAGGGCAAGUUCCUAACAGCAAGAUCGCCAGCUGGCUGGAUGAAUGCAGAUCUCCCCUCGGAGCCUCUCUAGAUGAUCAGAGUGCUUCUCCAAGCAGAGUACCUCUGAGGAACGGCUGCAGCUUUGAAGAUGACCUUUCACUGGGAGCUGAAGCCAACCAUCUUCAGUGCAAUAAUAAUAAAACCGAAUCCUGUUUUGGUCUUGCGGCGGAUCAGAAGAGGAGCCAGUAUAAAGAGAAAGGAAAGAGUAUGAACUCCACCGGAUCUGGGAAGAGCAGCACUGUGUCCAGUGUGUCAGAGCUGCUGGACCUGUACGAGGAGGAUCCUGAGGAAAUCCUGUUAAAUCUUGGUUUUGGUCAAGAAGAACCUGACCCGUCCUCAAAGAUUCCCUCUAGGUUCUUCAACAGCAGCUCCUCAGCGCGAGGCAUCGACAUCAAGGUCUACCUGGCAGCUCAGCUGCAGCGUAUGGAACUGGAGAACCCCAACUACGCCCUAACAAGUCGUUUCCGUCAGAUUGAAGUCUUGACAACAGUAGCAAACGAGUUGUUCCAGCUCUACAGUCAGGUUUCUGGACAGCCUAUCCAACGCAUCAGCACUAAGGAUCAAGAAGGAGAGGGAGGAGAAGGAGGAGGAGGAAAUGACACGCAGCCUGCCAAGAAGAAGAUAAAUACCGCCAAAAUCCUCAAGAGAAGUAUCAGCAAAUUCAACCUGCUCCAGUCGGCCGCGGAGUCACCUGAAGGGCAAAUGCCAAAGCAGCACACGCUAACCAACGGACACACAGCAUCAGACGCACACACCGGUACAGAACAGGACAAAUCCGGUACUAACUCUGACAGCCAGGCAGAGAUGGUUAGCCCGAAACACGUCCGCAAGAAAGAUAACUGUUCCCUGGCGACAGUUGCAGAGGAAGCUGGUGGUGACGGAGACACAGGUUGCCUAACAGAUAACAGACCUGAGCAGCGCAGCAGUGAACCAGAACGUCGGCCAGAGUCAGCUGACCUUCAGUCAACCACUCGGAGAACAGAAGGGGAGGGAACUCGGGUGGUUAAAGAAGGAGAGACCUUAACCUCCACCACAGAGAAGGCUCCUCCCACCCUGGUCCCACCCCAGUUGGGCAAGCUUCGCACAGAAAACGCAGACUCUUUCGACAUUGAGGAGAUUCAGAGCAACGAAGACGAGGCUCUGCCACAUCGGACAUCCAGAUCUGGAGACCUCUCCAGGACAGUCAGUCAACAAUCUGACAGCAGCGGCUUUGCAGAGGAGCCCUCUGCUGAUUUCAACUACAACUUCAAGGUGCAGAUGAGUAGUGACAGUUGUGACAGCGAGACCACGGUGACAUCGCAUCCUUCACAAGAGGUAACUACUCCCCUUGCAAUGGACCAGCCAGCAUUUGACCUGCCAGAUGGCAGAGAGGAAGAGGCGGGGUCAGGUAGUGCUUCAGAGUCUGAUGGGAGUAACAGCUCCAGGAAAGCCCACACGAAUAAAGAGAGUCCAGAGCAAAUUCCACAGUACACAGCUCACCAUCUCCCCAGGAUUAGGCCGACAGGAAGGCAGCAGGAUGAAACCUUGGAUGAGGAGGACGGCGAGAGAAGGGAUCAGACUGAGCCAGAGCUAGAGCCUGGUCAGACUAUGGUUACUGCAGAGCAAGAAACACAUCCAGAAUCAAAGGGCUCCCAGAAUGAUUCAGAAGAAGAACCACAGCACGCCAGGAACCCGACAGAGACUACAGCAGAGACAGAUUCGCCCACAGAGAGUGCGAGUGCCCAAGUAGAACCUGUGUCCUUGGAGGAUUCUGAAACUCUUUAUCCUGUGGCUCCACCCUCUCCAGUCCUUAGUGCUCUCCACAGAGCAAAACAGAUCACGCUGAACCGUACAGCUUCUCAGAGCAGUGAGGUGAUGAAAACUCCAAAAAUAGGACGAAGAAGACGUGACAUCAUCCCCAUACAGAGGUCCUCCUCCCUGCCCUCUUCGCUCCUCUCGCCCUCCAGGAUUGUAUCAUCUGUCAGGAUCCAGUUUGGGCAAGGCCUAGUGUCCUGCACCCAGCCCAAGUACUCCUUCAAAUAUACCCCAGAGGCUGAGGACAAGAAAGACAAAGAGGAGGAGGAGGAAGCGGAAGGAGAGGAGGAAGAACAAGCCAACUGUCUGUCUACGCUGAUCAUAAAUCCUGCCUCCUCAUCUGGCUUCAACAAAAAUCCACCAGCUACCUUCCCACCUAAGCCCAUAGCUCCUCCUGAUUGGCCCCAAGGAGUCAAUGCCCAUUCCUGGAGCACCCAGAGUGUUCCCGAUUUCACAUCCAAUCAGCCUGGCCAGUUGCAGCAGAACAUGAAUGCCAACCAAAACCAGCAAAGUCUGAAUCCAGGGGAGACUACAUUCCCUAAUUCUCACGCUUCAGCUCAAUACCCUGGACCCAGCCCAAAUCCUAGUCCCAGAUUUAACUCCAGCCCUUCAUAUCCCUUCACUUUGAACCCUUCUUUGCCUUACUCCUCCCCUCUUCAUCCAUACAGUAGUCUUCCUAACCUCUUCCAUCAGCACAACAGUUCACUGAACCGCCAUUCUAGUCUAACCAGUCUCCACCAGCCUACAACUUCCCCAGGACCCCCACAUGACAGCAUGUCCAACUUGCAUCAGCCCUCAGCAGCCAUAUCUCCCCACCGUCACUUGCAUCCUGGAUCCCCCAUAAUGCAUCACCAGGGCUAUAACCAUCCAUACAACCAGCCACCUUACCAGGUCACUCCUCAAGGCUCCCAAUUUGCCUCACCCUACCUUAGUUACCAAGGUUACAACCCAUACCUGCCCAUCCCCCACCACAUCAAUCCCCAUCUGACAAUGGCCCCAGAACACGCUCUGCACCCAGGUUUGCCUCCUUCUGUUCUUGGCUUCCAUCCAGGCCUGGGGUCGGCUCUUAGUCCAGGUCCCCACAUCCACCCAGGGCCCCCUUAUCCUGCUGCUUCAGGUCCAGGACCCGGCCAGAGCACCUCUAGCACAGAGAUGCAGCUAAGGAAAGUCCUGCAUGAUAUCCGGGGAACAGUCCAGAGUCUGAACCGAGCCGAUACUCCCGACUCGUUCAGUGACCCCAGAGCAGUUCUGCCCAGCCACCAGUCUUUGGCAGAGUUUCAGCAGAAGAGGCGGAGCCUGAACUUGUUCCGCAGUCAGAUGAUGGAUCUAGAGCUGGCAAUCAUCCGACAGCAGGCUCCGGUCUACAGUCACCUGAGCCCUGCUGACAGGCUGGAGUUGGAGCAGCUUCAAUCUCUGAGGUCAGCAGUCAGAGAGGAACUGCAGGAGCUCGAACAACAGCUGGAAGACAGACUGAUGGAGCUGACACACCGCACGCAGCACAGAGGUCUUCAUAGAGACUACAGUGUUGAAAGUCUCUCCACUGCCUCUGCGUUGAGAGCCAUGGAGCCGGUGUCAGAACUCCUCAGAGAGCAGCUCUUCCUCCAGUCAGAGCUCAGCUCCGACCACCACUCCUCCUGCACAAACCCCUCCCCCAGGUCAACCAGUCCGGUAAGAGGAGAUCAUGGAGGAGGAGGAGAUAGCAAACAGAGUCAAGGAGUGUAUAGAGCAUCAAUCAGUAUAACCCCUGCUCCCCCUCCUCGGCCCAACACACACACUGAGGAAAGAGAUGAGGAAGAGCGGGCCAGUGACGGAGCAGCAGGACGAGCUAGCAGAGGAGAAGCACCAGAGAUGGAGGAGGGAGCAGUGGGGGAAGUCAGAAUAGACAACCUGCAGCAACUCAUCAGAGAGAUUCGUGAGAGCGUGGCGCAAGAGGUGCGACGGGAGAUCUACAGCGAGCUAAUGGCUGCUGUUUCACCACGGCUCUCUGCCAGGCAACCCCCCCCGUAGUCACAAACAGCAGAACACUGCCCCUUUCAACUCCAGCCUUAGUAACCACAGCCUGAGAGACACCACUGUCUGUCUGUAUCACUGUAUAGCUGCGUAACACUGUGGAACACAAUGUGUGUCUGGUACACUGUACGUCUGUAACACUGAUGAUGAAAUAUCACUUGUAUGUGAAUAGCCCCGCGCUCACCUGGUUCCAUCUACGGCAGUGGGUUGACGCUUCUGGGCAAUGCCAGCCUGGACGAGGCUGUCACCCAGAGACAUCAGCGACGAUUGUCCUCUUUGUGUCACGUCCCUUCUUCCCUUUCUGUGAUCAAACACCAGGCGUACCUAACCGCUACCACUGCCACUAGUACUAGUUAUACUUCUUACACCUGCCAGUAUCACCACUACUAAUCCCAUUUCUGUCAGAUCACCCCUGAUACCAGUAAAAAAAAAAAAAAUGGAUGACACUAGCAUUCCACUCCACUCCACACCCACAGCACAACAACAACAAAAGGAUCUGCUGCCAGAUCCCAGAGUUCAUGCCCUCAUGGCUCAGAGCUGUUUUUGAUGUUAGGCAGAUGGUUUUAAUGGAGUGGCUGCUUGGUGUAUCUCCUCUCAUCUUACUUUCUUUUAUUUUUAAGCUCUGGAAUUUUGAUAUGUCUCUGGAAUUUGUGCUUCUAGUCCACGAUGAGCAUUAAUUUAAUUUAAUUUGUGCUGAUCACAGCAAAUAAAAAUGACAUUAAUAAAUCUGAAACAGGAGCAGCGCCUUGGUUACUCAGAAUUCUCCAUGGACUUCUAUUAGGAAUAAUUUAUCAGUUGUGAAAAUGAUGUAAAAACAGGUGAAAUACAGGAACUCUGGGCAUUAUGCAUUUGAGUAUUUUCACAUUUUCAGUUUCAAAGAGCCCCUGUUAUUUUCAUAAUAUAGACUCAUUUUCAGGAUUUAUAGUAGAUCUUUUUUUAACUUAAAGUAAAAAAAAAAAAGCAUUAUUUUUUUAUGCAUUAUAUUUUAUAUAUGAUAUAGUAUUUAAUCAUUCUGCACAUGGAUUCACUGUCUGAAAUGUUCCCAGCUGCUCAUUUUAGCUGCAGACGAGCUGUCAGAGAGGCGUUAGGCCAGUGUGUUACAUAGUGACAUAGAUGUGUAACAGAACAACAGCCUGGGCUACAGAUGUGUGAAAUUUGGCCUUUGUAACUUUCCAAACUUUUUACACUCUCACUAAAGCUAUAUUACAGACCUACAGGAAAGGUGGGGAGAAACAAGAAUAAUAGGGGCACUUUUAGCAUUUCAGUCAUGGGCUGUUUAGCAAUAUGUAACAUAAUUCAAUAAUAAAUGGACCCAGUCCUGUGUGCAAACACUUUUGAAGAGCAGUUGCUGCCUUCACUAACUUUGACUCUGUUUCACUUUAUUUCCACAUCGUGGAGCUGCCUUCUGUUUUAUCUGCUGGGCGCUUUAAACGCCCUCAAAACAAAACCUUUUAAAUGCUUCUUAAUGCUGUGAACGCCACAGAUGAAACUCUUUGGUCCUGCACAGUGUGGGGCUGGAGGCUGAAAGUAGAUAUUUGUCUUAAAAAAACUUUUUUUUUUUUCUUUUAUUAAUUGAAUUUGGCAGAAUUGAGCCUUAAAAACAAGACGAGUACCUUAAUCAUCCAUUAAGCUAUGCACUGUUAGAAAUAGUAAGGCCUUGCAUUCCCUAAUCUUUAAUAAGAGUGCUGCUGGGCAAACUGAGCUUUUUCUCCUUAAAAUUACUCAUUCUGUGCACAUUUCACCUUGACUGCUUAAAGAGGGGUUUAAAGUAGACAUUUAAGGGUUUAUGAUGCAUCAUCAGCACAUCCAUCAUCAUCAUCAUCCUGCUUCUCUUCUUUCUGUCAGUUUGUGUGUUGCCUCCUGCUCGUCAGAUUGUCAAUCAGUGGAACAGCUUAUUUCAAAUCAGAAUAUAUUUUUAUAUUAUAGUUUGAAGUCAGACUACACUGGGCUUAAAAGCUCAAAGGUGUUACCAAUGGAUAACCUGUGGUCACCAAAACUAUCAGUGCAAUAACAGGUGCAAGACCUGUUAGCGUGUCUAUAAACAUGCUGUCGUGGCCUUUAGACAUUUUUAAAAAAAAUAUUAUCUGCCCAGUCUUCCAGUCUGUGUGCUAAGCUAAGCUGAAGCAUCCUGAAAAAUUGGGAAAGUCUUUGCUUCACUUGUGUUUUAUGUUGGUUGUGCUGGAGCAGGUGAUGAGGUCAGCAUGCAGGGUCGUGAGGUGCUGAGGUUUAGACGACAGAUUUCUGUAAGUUGUCAUGGGGACAGCGAUGAUGAUGAUAUGGAGGAAGAUGAUGUAACGACAAGUCAGAGGGAAGAGCUUAGCGAGCUUUCGCUGCAUCAGCAUGUUGGUUUCACUCGUUUGAUAAUGUGAACAUACUUUUUGAUCUUAUGGAGCUUAUUUCUCGGUGAACUGUCAAUAAACUCCUGAGAUUUCAGAUCCACUUUAGUGCUAACCGCAUGUCUUAAAACAGGUAAAUCUGAAACUUGCUCCUUUUAUUCUGAGAAAUUUGAAUCUCUGGUUGAUCACAGAAGCAUUAAUUACCUGUUGGGCUUUAGUGCUAGAAAAGAGAGGUUCACUAUGUUCUCAGCUUUCUGCACGCACCAUUAAUUAUUGAUGAAUACAAAUGUAAAUGUGGUAGCUGUAAAUGUGUUUAAGGCAGACACGUCCUACACAUUCGUUUUUUGUUCUU
Archocentrus centrarchus (flier cichlid) is the source of this 6907-nucleotide messenger RNA. RefSeq names its product ITPR interacting domain containing 2 (gene itprid2). The record is from RefSeq and is a predicted model, not a curated record. Gene Ontology annotation, molecular function: signaling receptor binding. Lineage: Eukaryota; Metazoa; Chordata; Actinopteri; Cichliformes; Cichlidae. Bases 194 to 4216 code for a protein of 1340 amino acids. The transcript is spliced from 22 exons.